UAAUCAGUUUGCACAACCUUCAUGUUGCCCAAUCCAUGACUGAUAUAAAAUAACUCUUGCACUGGGAGGAAAGUAGUUUCUGGGUGCCUCAUCUACUGUAGAACAGAAACCACAGCGUUAUACGGUCAAAAGAUGCAUCUGAUCCUGCUGUCCAGUCUUCUUCUUUUGGGACUAUCUCUGGCCAACGGACAUGAAACGGAUCCUGAAGGACAAAUACUGAAUUCUUUGGUUGAAAAGGUCGGCAGACUUGAGAAAAAGAUAAAUGAGGUGGAAAAUGCCUUCUUGUCAGUCCACAGAGCUCGAUCCUUUGGAAGUGGCAGUGAAAGAUUAUACGUGACCAACAAGCAAUUUGGGAACUUUGAAGCUGUCAGAAACACAUGUGUCCAAGCCGGUGGCCAUAUUCCUUCCCCUCAACUCCUAAAUGAGAACAAGGCCUUCGCAAGUGUUUUGAAGAGAGAAAACAAAGAAGCCUAUCUUUUCGUCCAGAACCCAGCCAAGUUCACCAACUGGGCUGCGGGAGAACCGAAUAACGCAGGCGGAAGCAAGUUGUGUGUGAAAGCAGAUACACAGGGAGCCUGGCACUCUGCAUCCUGUAAUGAAGACCUCUUGGUGGUGUGUGAAUUUUCUUUCAUUUGAGGAGAAGGAAGGCUAGCAUCCUGUGCAGAAGAGAGGAGCUACCUAAAAUAGAACAAGCCAAAAGCAACCCUACCAAGACAUCAAAACGUAAAGCGCCUACAAAUGAUUCCACCUUUGUUGAACCACAUUGAAGAAUGUUCAAUAAAUGAAUGAAACAAAUGUCA
Messenger RNA from Pantherophis guttatus, 800 nucleotides. RefSeq names its product phospholipase A2 inhibitor alpha-like protein. The record is from RefSeq and is a predicted model, not a curated record. NCBI's taxonomy places the organism in Eukaryota, Metazoa, Chordata, Lepidosauria, Squamata, Colubridae. Gene Ontology annotation, molecular function: growth factor activity. Gene Ontology annotation, biological process: ossification.